Molecule: messenger RNA, 7276 nt
Organism: Gallus gallus (chicken)
Lineage: Eukaryota; Metazoa; Chordata; Aves; Galliformes; Phasianidae
Gene: EXT1
Product: exostosin glycosyltransferase 1
Exons: 11
Coding region: 265-2487 (740 amino acids)
Cellular component (GO): membrane
Molecular function (GO): glycosyltransferase activity
Source: RefSeq, a predicted model, not a curated record
GAGUGCAUGCGGGGCGCCCCGCCGGGCCGCCGCCGGGCCGCCGCCGCCCGCCGCCCCUGAGAGAGCGGCGGCGAAAAGUUCCGGCGGUCGCCCACAUGCGCAGCCCCAGCCCGCGGCUUGGGGAAAGGCGCCGAGCGGAGGUGGGCGAAGAGAGUUUGAAGUGUUUGCCGGCGGGAAGAUGGCGGACCGGAGCUGAGAGCGGCGCCCGGCGAACUCGGGCCGCCCCCGCCUUCCUCCGCAGCCCCCCGGACCCCCGCCGGACACAUGCAGGCCAAAAAACGCUACUUGACGCUGCUCUCCGCCGGCACCUGUCUCGCCCUGCUGCUCUACCUCGGAGGCGUGCAGCUGCGGGCAGCCCGCGCCCCGCGCCGCGCCGCGCCGCCCGGUAGCAGCCGGCAUGGCCCCGGCGCCGAGCGGCCCUGGCCCCGCUUCCCCGACGCGCUGCGGCCCUUCGCGCCCGGCCCCGAGGGCGGCGGCGCCCGCGUCUCCCCCCGGCAGCGGCGGGACGCCAGCGCCGGCCUCUACCGCGGGCGCCGCUGCCGCAUGGAGUCCUGCUUCGACUUCGCCCUUUGCCAGAAAAACGGCUUCAAGGUCUACGUGUACCCGCAGCAGAAGGGGGAGAAGAUCGCCGAGAGCUACCAGAACGUCCUGGCGGCCAUCGAGGGCUCCCGCUUCUACACCUCCGACCCCAGCCAGGCGUGUCUCUUCGUGCUCAGCCUGGACACGCUGGACCGGGACCAGCUCUCCCCGCAGUACGUGCACAACCUCCGCUCCAAAGUGCAGAGCCUCCACUUGUGGAACAACGGGAGAAAUCACUUGAUUUUUAAUUUAUAUUCCGGCACCUGGCCCGACUACACCGAGGACGUGGGCUUCGACAUCGGGCAGGCCAUGCUGGCCAAAGCCAGCAUCAGCACCGAGAACUUCAGACCCAAUUUUGAUGUUUCUAUUCCGCUCUUUUCUAAGGAUCACCCUAGGACAGGAGGGGAGAAGGGAUUUUUGAGGUUCAACACCAUCCCUCCUCUCAGGAAGUACAUGUUGGUAUUCAAGGGGAAAAGGUACCUGACAGGGAUAGGGUCAGACACCAGGAAUGCCUUAUAUCAUGUCCACAACGGGGAGGACGUCGUCCUCCUGACCACCUGCAAGCACGGCAAAGACUGGCAAAAGCACAAGGAUUCGCGCUGCGAUAGAGACAACGCCGAAUACGAGAAGUAUGAUUACCGUGAAAUGCUGCACAAUGCCACUUUCUGUCUGGUUCCCCGUGGCCGCAGGCUUGGCUCUUUCAGGUUUCUAGAAGCCUUGCAGGCUGCCUGUGUGCCCGUGAUGCUCAGCAAUGGAUGGGAACUGCCAUUCUCAGAAGUGAUUGAUUGGAAGCAGGCUGCCGUCAUCGGGGAUGAGAGGUUGCUAUUACAGAUUCCUUCUACAAUCAGGUCUAUCCAUCAGGAUAAAAUCCUAGCACUUAGACAGCAGACACAGUUCUUGUGGGAGGCUUAUUUUUCUUCAGUUGAGAAGAUUGUAUUGACUACACUAGAGAUUAUUCAGGACAGAAUAUUUAAGCACAUAUCACGUAACAGCUUAAUAUGGAACAAACAUCCUGGAGGGUUAUUUGUACUGCCACAGUAUUCCUCAUAUCUGGGAGAUUUUCCUUACUACUAUGCUAAUCUCGGUCUGAAGCCUCUCCCCACAUUCACUGCCGUUAUCCAUGCAGUAACUCCUCUGGUUUCCCAAUCUCAGCCUGUGCUGAAACUCCUGGUUGCCGUAGCCAAGUCCCAGUACUGUGCACAGAUUAUUGUUUUAUGGAAUUGUGAUAAACCCCUCCCAGCCAAACACCGCUGGCCUGCCACUUCUGUGCCUGUCAUAGUCAUUGAAGGAGAGAGCAAGGUUAUGAGCAGUCGCUUCCUACCUUACGACAACAUAGUGACAGAUGCAGUGCUAAGCCUGGAUGAGGACACCGUGCUUUCAACCACUGAGGUGGAUUUUGCCUUUACAGUUUGGCAGAGUUUUCCAGAGAGGAUUGUGGGGUACCCUGCUCGCAGUCACUUCUGGGACAACACUAAGGAGAGGUGGGGCUAUACCUCCAAGUGGACUAAUGACUAUUCCAUGGUAUUGACAGGAGCUGCUAUUUACCACAAAUAUUAUCACUACCUGUACACUCAUUACCUGCCUGCCAGCCUAAAGAAUAUGGUGGACCAACUGGCCAAUUGUGAGGACAUUCUAAUGAAUUUUUUGGUGUCAGCUGUGACAAAAUUGCCUCCAAUCAAAGUAACACAGAAAAAACAGUACAAAGAGACCAUGAUGGGACAGACAUCCCGGGCCUCACGCUGGGCCGACCCCGACCACUUCGCCCAACGGCAGAGCUGCAUGAACACUUUUGCCAGCUGGUUUGGCUAUAUGCCGCUGAUCCACUCUCAGAUGAGGCUCGACCCUGUCCUCUUUAAAGACCAGGUCUCCAUCCUGAGGAAGAAAUACCGAGACAUUGAACGACUCUGAGGAGCGCUGCCCAGGGGGCCGAGCUGCCCCAGCCCCACACGGCCGCCGGCACACGGAGCCGGACUGUGCCAGGCCCGGCCGCACCUGGACAUGGCGAGCGGCACCUGGCGGUGCGCGGCUCCGGACUGCUUCCCCGCCCGGCAGGCCUCUGUCGCUCACGACUAGGUUGUGUACAGUUUCAUUAUGGAACAUUAAAUAAUUAUUUUUGAAAUGAUUGCUAUGCAGGUUUAAACUUUUUUAAUGAUAAAAAAAUACCUAUUAAAAACAGAGUUCUUUCUUUAAUCAAAAUUGUGUUGGUUGUGAAUAUUUCAAAGCUGCCAUUUCUUUCUUUCAUGCGUUUGAUUGUCAUAGCAAUUUUCGUUCAUUUUCCCCUGCAACGUUAAAUGCUUGAUUCUCACAGGGAGAAAAUGCAGCAGGUUCAGAAACAAAUUGAGCACAAGCAGGACAGAAAUGAAGUAUUACAUUUCUCCUUAACUGCUGAUUUUUGUAAUAUUUCUUUUCUUUGUUUUCCAUAAGCCGGUUGUGGCCACUAUGGCAGAGCUCCUUUGGAUGAGAAGAAAACCAGAGAACCUGCAGUGCGUGUAGCUCCUGCUGGCUGAGGCCUGGCUUUGGGCAGGGAGAGGAGCAGCCCUGCCAGGAGCAGGAUGGCAGCGGGGCCUUCAGCCAUGCAGGAACACCAGGCUGCUCACAGCAAGGCCUUGUCCCCAUGGCCCUGCUGCUGGGCCGAAGCAGCAUGGCUGGGAGCAGUGCUGUCGCUAGGCCACAACCACUGCGUCUCCAGAAAGAGCUUUGUUUGGAGGGCAGAAGGGGUGUUGGUGCAAAAAGGGAGCAUGUUAGUUCUUGCAGUGCAGGAAGUAAGCCUGUAACAAAGUGUUCUAUAUGGAACCAAACUGUGGGCUUCUCGCUCUCUCUCUUUUUUUUUUUCUUUCUUCUUUUCAUUUUUUGGAAGUGCAAAUAGUUGGAGAAAUUCCCUCCUGGAUUUCUGCACCUGAAGUGAAAUGUGUUGUCAGAGAUCAUUGCUGAUGGCAGCAGGUUCUCUCAGACUUGUAUGAGGCAGAGUAACUUGGGCCAAAGCUUGCCUUGGAAGUACCAGUGUAGCUCACUCUCCAAAAUGGUUUUAUCAUUUCAGAUGGAAGCAUUUUUUAAGUUGGAAUGUCCCAAUUGUUUACUUGUCUGUAAUGCUUUGCUUAUUUAUGUGUUUUCUCAAGUGAAGAGUGAAAAGAAAGGGUCAGGAAGGUGCUGUGAUGGUUUCCUAAAACAACAAGCACUUUAAAAACAUUUCACAGUCUCACAUCUCUCUGAGGUGCAUCGAAGUGUUAUAUAGUGAUAACCACCCCAAGAGCAAGAGCAUAUAGUGAGGGUGCCCAGCAAGGAUCAGUGAGCCUUUCUAUACCUCAUUCCUCGGCAUGAGGCUGUUCUGUAGAGGGGGUGAAGAGUAGCUGGAGAAUGUUUUUAUGCUACGGAUGGUGAGGCACUGGAUUAAGUUCCCCAGAGAUGUAGCAUAUGUCCCAUCCCUGGAGACGUGCAAGGUCAGGCUGGACGGGGCUCUGAGCAGCCUGCUCUAGCUAUAGGUGUCCCUGUUCAUUGCAGGGGAGUUGGACUAGAUGGCCUUUGAGGGUCCCUUCCAAAUGAAAUGAUUCUAGGUUUCUGUGAUAUAAAUAGAGUAUACCAGGGUUAACGUUUCAUUUAGGCUCAAACACUGACGUAUUGCACAGCUUUAAGCAACUUCCUUAACCGAGGCAUGCAGAGGUCCUCAUUUGUCAGAGUAAUAGCUACUGGUAUUAGAGGGAAUGCCAUAAAGCUUAAACAAUUUCUCUUGAGAUGGCAAGAUCAAAAUCCCUAACUGAAAGUUGCUUUAGUACUGCAAAGUAGAUAUUACUAGAUGUUUGUAUGCAAUAUGGCGUGUUAAGACUUGCAAAGUGUGGUUGGCUUUGCAUAUGUAUUGCAAUAUUUGAACAGAGCACAGUGAGUUAAGGCAGGAACAUCAGGUUCUUGACAUUUUGCAUUGAAUCUGAACCAAAUCUUUAAAGGAAUUGGCCACAACACGUGUGGGGCUGCAGCCAGUGGCUGAGUGCUGCUGGAUGGAAGAGAUACCUCCCCAGCUCCAUCCGCUCCUGCCCUGGCCAUAAUCUCACCUUGUGCCUCCUGCCAGCCUGGGGCAAAAAAAAAUGGUCAGUGAUUGACUCCAUUUUGUAAUGCCAUUUUAGAGAGUUAAAUCAGCAUAUGGAAAGAUGUGUGGAGAGGCAAGAGUAGGUUGACAGGACCAGGGAGGGAAGGGGAACAGGCUGUCUUCCUGUCUCUAUGGUGAACUGUUACUUCAGCUCUCCACAUCCCAUAAAGUGGCUCCCAUGCUACUUUGUCCUCUGGAUAAUCAGGCAGCUCCUCCAGGGACAGGAAUAUAUCUUCUCAGACCUGCUGGAGCAUGCAUCAGACACUGGAUGAGGCAGGCAGGGUGUGUGGAUGUGUCCUCAGCAUCGCUGGGGAUAGAGAGCGGGAAAGAGAAGCCCUACAUAAAAUGAGAAUUGCAGUUCUUUCUGUCUUUCAGUUAGUGCCAUUUUGGCUGUAUAGCAGUGGGGGUGGCUUGUCAGUGUUGGAUUGCAGCAAGUAAGGCCAGGCUUUUAAGCUGUUUGAUGUUGUGUCACCAUCACUUUUCAGGGUGGCUGAGAAAGACUGCGCUAGAGCUCUAUGAGUGAGUUUUGAGGUCCUUUCUGUUUACAAAUCACUAAUUAAACAAGAAACAAUAUUGGGCUGCAGAAGGCUCAGAAUAGAUGCGCACAUUCCCCUUUGCAGCAUGUUACCAGGCAGACCCAUCUCCCUAGGAAGGAAUGUACCUCGUGGCUGCUAGGACAAUGACCCUGGCACCCAUGGGAAGAACUGGAUGCAGAUGCAGUGUAGAUGCUGGGCUUGGUAUACCUGGUGUGGGUGCUGUCAGACAGCACUCCUCUGGACACCGGGUGUGCUUCCAGGUCUCUUGUUCAUGUCUGUGUCAGGUAGAGCCCUGUUCCUGUAGUGAGCACAAUCACCCUUUUAUCACAUCCUACAUGCGAGUUAAUGGUUCUUUAUCCUUUUUUUCCACACUUAAUUCAGAUGGUGCUGAAACAAGGUUCACUCCUUGUUGCUCCUUUUGUAGUUUUUUAAAUUAUUUUUUUAUUUUUCAUGAACAGCAGGCUAUGUUAGCCUUUACUUUACAGGUACUUGAAUGCCUGAUGACUUGACUGAGUGUUUAGCAUGUGGCCUUUUGUAAAGGUUACUGACCUUAAUUUAAUCAGGGGUGAGAUGGAUGGAUGAAUGUGAACAGAUCCAUACCAUCAAAGCAGAGCAAAAGUAGGGAGUAGAGUUUGGAAGAAGUGAUGAUUUCUUAAUUGAAUUUAUUUAAAAAAUAAUAAUAAAAAAGGAGAAACCCUUCCCAGUUAUAAUUUGAACGAAAUCUGUUGCUGGAGGAGGGUUUCGUAAUGAGGAAAAUGAGACACAAAAACAGGGGCAAACUUCCAAGAUAGAAAGUGCCUGGCUCUCUGUGCAGCCCCCUGGGCCUGUCUGAGAUUCCUUUACCCUCUUUCUAUUUUGUGAAAAACUCUUGCUAUUACCAUAGCUUUUUCCAAAUGUGAAUGUUUAAGCUAUGUAACAACUCCAUUAUGAACACAGUGGUGUGCUAAUGCACGGCCAUCGAGCGCUUUGAUCUUUUCCAUUUGAAAACACGGUGGAUUUGAUCACCUUCUGAUUCCAUUUUCUUUCUCAGAGCCAACCUUGACAAAGGAAUUAAUCUUUCACCAACGAACGCCUUUUAGAAUAGCUCGUUUACCAAAAGGUGUCGUUUCAAGAAUGGAAGCAAUCACUUGAUGCUGAGACAAUGACAGAAGCAGCUAGAAGUACAGUUUUAUUCCUUAAACCUUUGCGUUCCCGGAGUAAAAUGCAGCGUCUUCCUCUUUCUCCCCUUAUUUCGAAAAUAAAAGGCCACUCGGUGUUCGUAGCACCUGAAUGGAUGGACAGCCCUUCUGUUAACUCCUCCGGUUAAACAUACAGCACCGGGGCAUCGUUGCCUGCUCGUGCUCUGGGCUGACCCAGAAGCGCGGCCUGUUGUGCGGUUGUCUCAAUGGGCAUCGCUGGGGUUUGGCAGGGACGGGCCUGGGCCUUCCUGGUGUCUGCUGGAACAUCUCGCCCUUGUUUAAAGCCAAGUCAAGUUGGCCUUUAUAAAACUGGUCUGUCUUCACACACAUUUUUAAGUUGGAGUUCAAAUAGGGGGAUUUAUGGGACUCAUCAGAGGCUUCUGGAUGCCCCCUCCCACCCUUCUUGUGAUUUUUUGAGUUAGCGAUGAUCCAAUGGGCCUUGUGACCUUGUACAUAAUCCUGUAUAUUUAUUUUGAGAGACAAUAUGUAUAGUGUUUGGGGGAUGAGAAUGGAAACCUGAAACGGGAAUUUGGAGGUGGACAAUUGUAAAGAAACAAACGAACGAAGACAGAAACAAUCUUAUUUUGUACAAAAUGUACAUUUUGGAGAAUUUUUUUCUAAUGCAUUACCAAUGUUUUCAUAGUGCUGCCACAUCUUUUUUAAGGUGUUUCUCCCUCUUUGUUUGACUAUUGAAACAUGGUGCAAUGAAACCUAAAGCAAGUGUGUGAGUGAGAGAAAAAGAGGGAGUGAGAAAUUAAAAAGCCAUAUAAUUUGGUUUACUUCAUUAACCUGUAUAACAUCAUAGGUUUGCCAUCUAAAAUAGGUUGUUUUUAUAGAUAGUGUCACCAAAGACUUUUUUUCUUCAGAUUUAUUUUGAAAAGUUGUUAAUAAAGGACGUACAUUUC